Messenger RNA from Humulus lupulus (European hop), 1245 nucleotides. RefSeq lists its product as uncharacterized. The coding region runs from base 1 to 1245 and encodes 414 amino acids. The record is from RefSeq and is a predicted model, not a curated record. The transcript is spliced from 5 exons. Lineage: Eukaryota; Viridiplantae; Streptophyta; Magnoliopsida; Rosales; Cannabaceae.
AUGGUGAAAACUAGAGGAAGUGGCUCUCGGUCUGUCAAGGAAGUGGUUGGCUCGUUGACUGUUUCUCCAUCUCUCACCAAGAAAAAGGCUCAAAAAAGUACCUUGUCUCAACCCAGCCUCAUUGAUGGUUCCAUCACCACGAGCAGAGCCAUGGUCAUUCCUGACCUAGAAGCCCCCAAAGUACCGUCUGGACCUCCUUCAUCGGCGGCUCUGCUCGCCUCUGUCCCUGGUGAUUCUGCCAAAACCCAUUCUGACUCCUCAGAAUCCCCUGAUGUGCUUGCACCCAAGAAGAAAAGCAAAGGAUGGUUCCAGGCCUCAUCUUCUCGAAAAUCUCCUCGGUCCAAAGGGUCUAAUCCUUUGGAUUCCACUCCAAAGGCCUCAUUUUGUUCCUCUGAUGAUGAUCCCCUUGAAGAAGAUCCCUCUCUUGAUGAAAAUGUUGCAUCAAAAGCUGAGUCUGACCCAUCAGAGGACCCUCCUAUUUCUCCAAAGGGCAAAAAAUCUAUGAAAAUUCCUGAGAUUCUAGUGUUUGGGGUCAUUAAGAAUAUUGAGGAUCGAGGUUGGUUAGGUUCUUUAACUAGGUUGGAUGGUUUUGUUCCUCGAGUAGUUCAAGAAUUCUAUGCUAAUCUUAAUGAUGACCUGUUUGAUCGCAAGUCUUUUAUGUUUGGUCAAGUUUAUGUUCGCGGGCAUUGGUAUUUGUUUAGUGCUGCUGAAAUUGCCAAGAAUAUGGUUUGGGAACCACACUCGGUACUCAAAGUGACCGAUCUUACUCAUUACUAUGUCGUGCUUCACAAAUUUGCCACCAACAACUGGAUUCCCACCACUCAUACCUCCACCAUUACUUUUGACACGGCUUUCUUUCUGUACAAAGUCGGGACUGGUCUCCAAGUUGAUCUUGCCACUCUCAUUUUUUAUCAGAUCACUACCUUAGGAAAAGCCAAAAAGAAAGGCCAAUAUUUGGUGUUUCCUCAUUUGAUCUACAAGUUACUUGAUUCUCAAAAGUCUCUUCGAUUGGAAUAUGAAAUCGUGACACCUCCCACUGCCGGUGCAGACUACAAACUCAAGAAGGAACCCUCAUCAGUAAAGGAAACUAAAGGGAUUGAUCUCAAGGUUGGCGAUGCUGAUUCUGUCAUUACUGAACUCGCUGGUGUCAAGGCCACUCUGGAAUCUGUUCAGACAGAAGUGUUCAGUCUCAGGAGUUGUCUCUCGACCAUAAUGUCUCACUUUGCUGCGAAACCUUCCAAAUGA